UACAUGCGUCCUGAGUGCUGCGGGAGCGCGUAGAGCCUCAUCGAGAACGCGAGUCAGAAGCAGAUCAGACAGCAGGUCGCUCGGUCGUCGAGCCGAGACACGGACCGCACUGAGUACCGGAGGAGGGAACACGGCAGACCUGCAGUAGCAGCAGCACCGGCGGAGGCAGCAGCAGCGGUUUCUUCCCCUUGUGGACUAACGCUAUAACGGAGAGUUUUUAUUGUUUUUACUCGGACGGACAGGGUCACCAGCGCCGUCCACCAUGUCGGGGAACAGGGAGGAGGAGAGGAGGAAACUGGCCGACAUCAUCAACCACUGGAACGCCAACCGGCUCGACCUGUUCGAGAUCAGCCGCCCCACUGAGGACUUGGAAUUCCACGGUGUGAUGAGGUUCUACUUCCAGGACCGCGUCGCCGGCAACUUUGCCACCAAGUGCAUCAGAGUCUCCAGCACGGCAACAACGCAGGACGUCAUCGAGACGUUAGCGGAGAAGUUCAGGCCGGACAUGAGGAUGCUCUCCUCGCCGAAAUACUCCCUGUACGAAGUUCACGUCAGUGGCGAAGAGCGUCAGCUGGACCUGGACGAGAAGCCUCUGGUUGUUCAGCUGAACUGGAACAAAGACGACAGAGAAGGACGCUUCGUCCUGAAGAACGAGAACGACAUCCAGCCUAAGAAGAGCCAGAGUAACGGACCCGAGAAGGAGAAGGAUGGAGUGAUUCAGAACUUCAAGAGGACGCUGUCCAAGAAGGAGAAGAAGAAGGAGAAGAAGAGGGAGAAGGAGUUUGCCCGUAUCCCCGACGGAGAUGAUCAGACGCUCAGCCGAGAGGACGGGGAAAACAGUCGCCUGGCAGCGGAGGUCUACAAGGACAUGCCCGAGACCAGCUUCACCAGGACCAUCUCCAACCCAGAGGUGGUGAUGAAGAGGAGGCGUCAGCAGAAGCUGGAGAAGCGCAUGCAGGAGUUCAUGAGCAGCGACGGGAGGCCCGACUCAGGAGGAACUUUGAGGAUCUACGCCGACAGUCUGAAGCCCAACAUCCCCUACAAGACCAUCCUGCUCUCGACGAGAGACACGGCCGACUUCGCCGUGGUGGAGGCGCUGGAGAAGUACGGCCUGGAGAAGGAGAACCCCCGAGAGUACUGCAUCGCCCGGCAGGACGAUAAGUCGGGGAAGGAGGCGAUUCUGGACGACGCCGAGUGUCCACUGCAGAUCUUCAGGGACUGGCCUGCGGACCGAGGAGCGCUCGUGUUCCAGCUGAAGAAGAGACCUCCGGACUACCAGGGCAGGAAGGGAAGGAAAGGGGACGAGAAGGGUCUGAGAGGGAGGGAGGGCAGCAGCAGCUCACUGCCGCCCGAGAAACUGCCUUAUCUGGUGGAGCUGAGUCCAGGGCGAGGGAAUCACUAUGCCUACUACGCAUAUCGGCACCACGAAGACGGCUCCGACUCGCGAGACAAACCAAAGCUUUACCGGCUUCAGUACAGCAUCACUGAGGUCGGCUCCGACUGCACAGAUGACGGAGCCAUACAGCUGCUAGGUCCGGGGAUCCUUCCCCACCACUGUAACCUGAUGCACAGCGAGGGCAUGGUGACGGUGACGCCGCACGGCCCCGACGCCGACACCUUCGUCGACGGGCAGCGGAUCGCCGAGACGACGGUGCUGCGCCCGGGCUCCACCCUCCAGUUUGGCUCCGCACAUGUGUUCAAGUUCGUCGACCCGAUGUUCGACCAGGGCGGCAAGAGGGAGCCGGCGGCCAUGAUGAGGAGCCGACACAAGUCCGGCAGCAGCGUACCUGAAACCACCUUUGACCUUCAAGGAGACGUCCACAGUGGAGCCGCCCUGCCCACCAGCAAGAGCUCAGGAAAACUGGAGAUGGAGAGAGGAAUGGUCAAACCCAUGAUCAGAGGAGAGCAGCAGGACAACAGGUCUCAGGACAGCUCAGCCGACAGGACAGAGAUGACUCUUCCAGCCAGCAUCGAGUUCAGAGAAAACUCUGAAGAUACCUUCCUGUCGGCCAUCAUCAACUACACCAACAGCUCCACGGUCCACUUCAAACUGUCUCCCACGUACGUGCUGUACAUGGCCUGUCGCUACGUCCUGUCGCCGACGUACCGGCCGGACAUGUCGGCGUCGGAGCGCACGCACAAGGUCAUUGCCAUCGUGAACAAGAUGGUGAGCAUGAUGGAGGGCGUCAUCCAGGAGAUCCGUGAUGGGGAUCAGAAGCAGAAGAACAUCGCAGGAGCGCUCGCCUUCUGGAUGGCCAACGCCUCCGAGCUGCUCAACUUCAUCAAGCAGGACCGCGACCUGAGUCGCGUCACGCUGGACGCUCAGGACAUCCUCGCCCAUCUGGUCCAGAUGGCCUUCAAGUACCUGGUUCACUGUCUCCAGGGCGACCUGAAUAAUUAUAUGCCGGCUUUCCUGGACGACCCAGAGGAGCAUAAUCCACAAAGACCCAAGAUAGAGGACGUCCUCCACACCCUGACGGGCGCGAUGUCGCUGCUGCGGCGGUGUCGCGUCAACGCCGCCCUGACCAUCCAGCUCUUCUCGCAGCUCUUCCACUUCAUCAACAUGUGGCUGUUCAACAAGCUGGUGAAGGACAAGGACUCGGGCCUCUGCUGCCACUACUGGGGCGCCAUCCUGCGGCAGCAGCUGAGCCACAUCGAGGCGUGGGCCGAGAAGCAGGGGCUGGAGCUCGCCGCCGACUGCCACCUCAGCCGAAUCGUACAGGCCACCACGCUGCUGACCAUGGACAAGUACUCCAUGCAGGAUGUGCAGAACAUCCACAACACGUGCUUCAAGCUCAACUCUCUGCAGCUCCACGCCCUCAUGACCAACUACCACUGUGCUCCAGACGAGCCUUACAUCCCACCCGAGCUGAUCGAUCACGUGGUGGCCGUAGCAGAAAACACAGCAGAUGAGCUGGCGAGGAGCGAUGGGAGAGAGGUGCAGCUGGAGGAGGAUCCGGACCUCCAGCUGCCCUUCCUCCUCCCCGAGGACGGCUACUCGUGCGACGUGGUGCGCAGUCUCCCCAACGGCCUGCAGGACUUCCUGGACCCCCUGCUGCAGAGAGGUUUCUGUCGGUUGACGCCACAUCCUCGCUCCCCCGGUACCUGGACCGUGCACUUUGAAGGAGCCGACUGUGACAGCCACUUCUCUGCGGUUGACAACUCUGAGAUGCCAAUGAGGAAGGAGCCGGAGGUUGUCACGGUAACCCUGAAGAAGCACAACGGCAUGGGCCUCAGCAUCGUGGCCGCCAAGGGUGCUGGUCAGGAGAAGUUGGGCAUCUACAUCAAGUCCGUGGUGAAAGGAGGAGCCGCUGACAUGGACGGUCGUUUGGCUGCAGGCGAUCAGUUGUUGAGCGUGGACGGGCGCAGUUUGGUCGGCCUAUCACAAGAGAGGGCGGCCGAGCUGAUGACGAGGACGGGCUCAGUCGUGACUCUGGAAGUUGCCAAACAGGGCGCCAUUUACCACGGCCUCGCCACUCUGCUCAACCAGCCGAGCCCACUGAUGCCGAGAGCCGCCGACCGAGGCCGCGACAAGAACGGGAAGCUGCGACCAAAGAGCGAGGGCUUCGAGUUGUACAACAGCUCGGUGCAGAACGGCUCCCCGGAGAGUCCGCAGCCUGGCUGGGACUGUUACCCCGAACCAAAGAAGAUGAGCAGCGAAGACCGGCUCCUGAAGAACCGCGCCGACCACCGCUCCAGCCCCAACGUAGCCAAUCAGAAUCAGAGUCCUGCAGGGAAGGCGGUUUACCCCGGAGGACCCGGCACCAAGAUCACCUCCGUCUCCACGGGCAACCUGUGUGCCGACGACGAACCGCCGUCUCCUCGUCCUGAAGCGUAUCCCAUCCCCACGCAGACCUACUCCAGAGAGUACUUCACCAUCCCGGCCUCCAAGAGCCAGGACCGCGUCGUCGUCGGCCCCGGCCAGGCUCCCGGGCAUUGGCAGGGCAUGGACGACAGAGUAGAGCGCCUCCCUGUGGUCGAGAACAUCCACAACAGCAUGCAGCGGGUGAACCACUCUCAGGAGGACCUGUAUCCUCCACCAGGGGGCAUGAGGCCAGACGAGCGCAUGCAGCCACACUACCAGCAGGACUACCAGCACCGGGACCUGGACUACCAGCACAGAGAUCUGGACUAUCCGAGAGGUCCACCAGGAGGUGUUGUCGGUCCAGACCACUGGGCCCCGCAGCCGCAGGUGUCCUCCUCGCUGGAAUCGUCCACGUCCAGCCAGGAGCACCUCAACUUCUCGGCCUCCUCGUCCUCAUCCAACAAGGGCGGGAACCAGAAGACCGGGCCGGGCCGGUGGAAGACGCCCAACGCCCCGCACGCCGUCCCGCCUCACACUGUCCAGCAGCCUUCGCGCUCCGACCUGCCCCCACCUCCCCCGCCGCCGCCAGCUCCGUACCCAGACGCCUACGACCCGUACGAGCCUCAGCCCGAGCUGCCGCUGCCGCCGCCCCCCUCUGCGGUCACGCCUGCCGCAGCCCAGCAGGUGGCGGACCGCAAGAAACGCGAGGAGCAGCAGCGCUGGUAUGAGAAGGAGAAAGCUCGACUGGAGGAGGAGAGGGAGAGGAAGAGGAGGGAGCAGGAGAGGAAGUUGGGUCAGAUCCGGGCCAAUCCGGUCAUGCCGGUCCAACCUCACAACAAUGGAGGAACUCUGCCUUCUCCUCCUCACCACCAGCAGCCGCCCAUGGCUUCUAUGGCUCCGCCUCAGCCAUAUCUGCCCCCACACCCUCAACCCCAGCCGCCCCCGCCCAGACCGGAGAAGCUGUCCAGCCUUCCGCGGUCAGCCGUUCCUCCACCUGCCAGCGCCUCCAACCCUGCAGGAAUGGACACGGUGAUCCGGGAGCUGCUCCCGCAGCAGCAGCCGCGUACCAUCGAGCGGCGAGACCUGCAGUACAUCACCAUCAAGGAGCAGCUUGCGUCCAGCGACAGCCUCUCCCCGGACCCGUGGAAGAGGGACGCGCGCGAGAAGGCCGAGAAGCAGCAGCAGCUUCACAUCGUGGACCUGCUGGACAAGGAGAUCCAGGAGCUGCAGGCCAAGCCGGACCGGACGGCUGAGGAGAGCGACCGCCUGAGGAAGCUGAUGCUGGAGUGGCAGUUCCAGAAGCGGCUGCAGGAGUCGAAGCACAGCGACGAGGACGACGACGAGGAGGAGGACGACGAAGAUGUGGACACCAUGAUGAUCAUGCAGAGGCUGGAGGCCGAGAAGAGAGCCAGGCAGCAGACUGCUGUCCCAGCUAUCUCUGUUCUAGACUUGUUGCAGGACGAGGAGCGGCGGCGUAAGCAGCAGCUGGAGGAGAUCCGUAAGCGCGAGGCGGAGGAGCGAGUGAAGCAGGAGGAGGAGCGGAGGUGGAGGGAGGAGGAGCGAGCGAGACGAGAGGCCGACGAGAAGAGGAGACAGGAGGAGGAGUACUACACUCGCCUGGAGGCAGAGCGGCGCCGGCACCACGAUGAGGCCGAGAGGCAGCUGCUGACCCCGGACGAGCCGGCCGGUCUGUACCGGCCCCCACUGCCCCGGGACUACCAACCCCCCGCCCCCCAACACCCUACUAACAUGCCCCCGCCCCCCCCACAGAGAAACACCUCCUACCUCAAAACCCAGGUCGCCUCCCCCGACACGCUCUACACCGCCAAGUUUGUCUCCUACGCGGGCGACGACGAAGACGAGGAGGAAGGCAAGAAAGCCUACAGAGCCGGGAACGGCGGCGGCGGCGUGCACUCCGGUCAGGCGAAGCUGUCGGCCACGCGGAAGUCGUACGGCGACCUCCCGGCCAACGUCUCGCCCAAUCACGGCAGGCCGCAGCCGCCGCCCACUGCGCGCAAGCCCCGCCCGCUUUCCGACGGCAUCUUCCUGUCCAGCUCGUUCCAGCCGCCGGUCCACAACUCCAACAGUACAGGUCCCCCCCUCCCCGCCAAACCCGGCUCAGUGGCCCCCGGAGGCCUUAAAGGAUUUAAUGCGUACACUGGAAACUCGGCAGGAGUUGUAGGAUCAGGUGAAGUCUACAAAGACCCACGAGACAAAUGGUCAAAGAGCAGUCAGGAGCAGGAGAACUCGGUCCCCGGUGGCGGCGGCGGCGCUCCUCCGGAGAGUCUGACCUUUAAGGAGCGCCAGCGUCUCUUCUCUCAGGGGAAGGAAGUUUCCAACAAAGUGAAAGCAUCGCGUAAACUCAUGGAGCUGGAGAACGAGCUCAACACCAAGCAGUGACUCCGCCCCCUUCCUUAAGUCUCUUCCUCUCGAAACACCUGCCAGCUCCACCUUAACACCCACAUCAUCAUCGCCACGGUAACGUUAAGGUGCUGCUGGGGUUUCAAAAAAAUCACUUCCUGACCACUUUAUUUUUUUAUUUUAUUCUAUGAAAAAAAAACUGGACCCGUCUUUUUUUCUUCUUCCCGUUUUUUCCUCCGUCACGGAUGUAUAACGAUUAAAAAAGCACUGUAAAAAAGUUUUAAUUAUAUUUAGUGAGAAUUGAGAAGCAAAGGAUAAAGGAAAAAAAGGGGGCGAGGUUAUAUUUUUGUUUGUAAAAAUGUUUUUUUUCUUCUGCGGGGGGAAAAAAAACAAAGGUUAAUUUCUCAUUUUAACCUUUACUUUUUAAAUAAGUAGCUACGUGAAAAUUUUAUGUCCUCACUUUUAAUUCCCUUCUGCUCUCCAGACCAGUCUUUUAUUUUCUUAAAUUCUCAGCGAGUGGAAACACUGUUAUUUCAUUCCGUAGCGACAAAAGCAUGGGAUUAUUUUUGAAUUUUUUUUUAUUAUUAUUCCAGUUUAUUUUUGUGAUGUUUUAGAGAUUAAAAAAAUAAAAGGAUCCCCCCCCAGGAGGAUUGUACAGUUUCCAGAGAAAGGAUCUUUAAAAAGUGCACAACAUUACUGUAAAUAUUCGGGGGUCCACGACUGUCUCACUCUUUUACUACUGUAGAAAAAAACCCCACCAGGCUACUAAAAUAAAAUAAAAACCUGCAAAACUAAUGUGACGUAACAGUGGAGGCGACAACGACGCGUCGUCCAAUUAUUUUAACGUUUUUUUGUCCCAAAAACUUUGAGGUGAUUUUUACUUUUAUUUUUUUUGCAGACUUGUGUGAAAUUUAAUCCAAUUAUAUCAUAAAAUUCAAGCCGGAGGAAAUAAAACGUUCACAAUGUGAUUUAAUGUUGGUUUUCACGACAGUUAUAACAAUAAAAAAAUAAGAAGACACUACUUUGUUGCUUUUACAGAUAUUUAUUUCAGACUUUGUGGGAAGAACAAACUCGCACAAAAACGUGUUUUAAACUGUUGAAUAUGUUUCGGUUGAGAAAGUGGGUCAAAGGUCGAGUUUUCAGUGUUUGUACAAAUGCACACAAGUUUCACAUCAUCACCGUCAUCACUGCUGCUGAUGUAGAAAACAAACGCACCUCUCCUGCCGUUUGUGUGUGCAUUCAUUUCUAAUUUUUUCCCCUCGUCACUAAAAGCGACAUUUGUGUGUUCCUCUCUCUACAAACAAACACAAACUCCUCCUCCUUGUUUUUAGGUUUGAAAAUGAACUGAAUCAUUUAAAUGGUUUUUUGUUUAGCCUUUUUGUAAAUCAUUAAUAAAUACAGAUUUUUCAACA
This is a messenger RNA of Solea solea (common sole), 7578 nucleotides long. It is a transcript of the gene afdna, whose product is annotated as afadin, adherens junction formation factor a. Gene Ontology annotation, cellular component: adherens junction. Gene Ontology annotation, molecular function: cell adhesion molecule binding. Gene Ontology annotation, biological process: signal transduction; regulation of protein localization. The record is from RefSeq and is a predicted model, not a curated record. NCBI's taxonomy places the organism in Eukaryota, Metazoa, Chordata, Actinopteri, Pleuronectiformes, Soleidae. The coding region runs from base 263 to 6205 and encodes 1980 amino acids. The transcript has 39 exons.